GCGCGUCUUAGCACGGUUGUUGCCGCCGGUCGCCGAUCAGCAGUUGGCCAAGUGAAUUUCUUUCAAUUGUAACCGAAACUAUAUCGUCCAGUGGGUGAUAUAAGAAACCCGUCUGACCCGUCCACCCGUCCUACAAAAAACAAUUUCUCGCUUUUGACUAAAUUCGCCAGCAAAGCCAUCAAUAAUACGUAUACGCAACAACAAAAUGCAAAUACUGGACAACAAAUAAUUUAACGAUAAUUUACAAAACGCCCGGGGCAUAAAACAAAAGAAACAAAACAGUUUAAUAAGAAACCAAGCAGCCAAAUUGCAAAUUACAAAGCCACCACCACCAGCAUCUCGGAUAAAAUUUCGGAUUUCGGAAUUCGGAGGAGUAACGAAAAUGUCUCGGUCGACGUCAAAAACGACGUCGCUGCUUAGCGGCAGCAUCAUCGUUUUCUUCGUCACCAUCUGCGGCUGCUUUGCACAAGAUACUUCCAGCUACUACUUCCCAUCGCAAAAUCGAUUUGUGCCAUCAUCCGGAUCCUUUCCACGCGCCCAGCCGCCCUCGCUGAGCGGAUUCCGGGCCAGUUCCGGCGGAUUCUCCCCGUCGCCGGGCUCCUACCAGGAGCAGCUCCUGUUCAUCGCCAACGAGAAUGCCAAGCAAUCGCCGGCGGCGCCCAGUUCGCCAUUCGGAGCUCCAUUCGCAGGCAGUUCCCAGUUUGCGAAACCGAAUCGCCAGACGGACUAUUACGAUAUCUCGCCACGCCCCUUUGGAGUGCCCUCGGGGGCGGGACCAGCGGCAUCGGCGGGAUUGGCAGCAGGAGCAGGAGCGGCCACGUCCGCAUCGGUGACCAAUGGCUUCACACGCUCCAAGGCGAUACGGAAUGGAUCGGGGAACAGCCUCAGCGGUGGAUUCCAGCCGCAGACGCAGCGCAUCAAUGUGCCCCACCAGCAGACGCAGUUCCUGGCCCACUUCAGCGAGUCUGGGAACGAAAAGCGUCCGGUGACCAGCAGCAGUCGUCCAUUUGGCAAUGGAGGAUUCUCACCCACCCGCACACGAACUCAGGCCCCGGUAUCGGCUCUUCCGGAGAACCCAGCCACUCCGGCUGCCACGGCCUUCAGACCGCGUAAUCGUUAUCAACCCGGCAGCUCCACUGCAUCCACCACGACCACAACUACCAGCAGUGCGGAGGUGAGCAGCAGGCGGUACAACCGCUUUGGCAGCAACCGGGCCAAAGGCACCAGCACCAGCACCACCUCCACCACACAGAACACGCCCUCGGAACGUCCCAGUUUCGGCAGGAAGUCACCGAAUCCCCGGCGGCCCGUUUUCAUCAGUCGCGAGGUCAACGAACCGGUGAGUGUGGUCAGCAAGCGACCAUUCAACUACAGUGGAGCCAGGCUAAAGCUGCCAGCCAGACCCACCGCUCGCACCACCAGCACCACCGAAAGCGCUGAGGCCGAGGAGGAGGAGCCCCUGGAUGAGGAGGAGGACGAGGAGGAGCACGAGGGCAGUGACGAGCAGUACGAAGAGGAAUCCGACGAGGGAACCGAAGAGCACUCGGAGUCCUCGAGCCUGGAGAAGCUGCCACUCCAGGAGGAGGCCGUUACCCCAGUGACAGUGGCCAAGAAUCAGGCAUUCCCACAUGUUGAGCCUUCCGAACCCACCACCAGUUCCGAAACGGAUCAUGAAAGCAGCACCAGCAGCACUGAGGAGAGCCAAACUGAUGUUUCGGAGGUGACCAACGGCGAGGCUGAGGUCACCAGCGCUGAGAUUGAAGUCACCACUCUACCCCCAGUGCAUGAGGAGGAAAUCGUAGACGAACCCACCACGAUUAUUCCGCCGGAGAACCAAUCCACGGAGGAUGCUCAUGUGGAUGAAAAUACCGUAACCACCGAGCAGCCUGUGGAUAGCACCUCCAAGAAGGAAGAGAUCGAAAACGUAUCCCAGCCAGAGGAGCCCAAGUCAUCAAAGCAAGAGGAACACAGCACAUCAAAGUCUGAGAACCAAAGCCUAAGCAAGCAGGAGGAGCAAUCCGAGUCCCAGUACGACGAUGAAGGCGAAGGUGAGGACUAUGAGUACGAUGAUGAGGAGGGUACUGAAGAUUCAACCAGCGAAGUGGAGAGUCAUGACUCCAAGCCAUCCACGCCCAGUGCUGAUCAUAAGGACGAUCGCGAGAUCAUUUCGGUGGUAACCACCAAGAGCGUGGUCAACGGAUCCACAAUUAUACCAGUGCCAGUUACUCCAAGCACCAACUUUGCAACUGAGGAGGAAGUUGAGUCUUCCCAUGCCGACCUCAAAUUGGAAACUACCACAUCCAUGACCUUGGAGGAGGAGAAGGGCCCGAAUGCUACCGAAAACUAUGUGGUUGUGGCCUCCAUCCAGCCCAGUCGCAGCAUCAAUGGAGCCAGGUUCCUGCCCUUCCCGGCCAUCGAGCAGGAGGAGACGAAACAGACGCUCUCUGAACUGGAGCGCAAGGUGCAUUCCAAGCAGCAGCAGACUCCAGCUCAAAAGCAAUCGGAGGGCAGCGAGGAGCUGCAGGACAACUCCUCCAUCCAACCUCCAAUGGUUUCCUCCACGGAGAGCAUCAUUGACAAGCUGGAUCGAGUGCAGUCAGAGCUUUCCAGCGGCCUGCUAUCUGGCAAGUAUCCCAUCAUCAGCCAAAUGGACUCCUCCACACCAGCAACUAGCACCACUGUGGGGACAGGUCCCGGAAAAUUUGUGCCCCACAUCAGGAAGUACCAGCCCAGGACCACAUCAUCCGCUCCCAGAACCACCAGUAGCAAGGUGAAAGUGCAGCAUUUCGAUGACGGCGAAAUGGAUGAGCUGGCCACCCUUCUUCCUGUGGGCUUCAAGCCCAGGCCGAGCUACAAAAAUCGUAAGAUUACGACCACCACCUCCACCACAGAAGCACCGCCAGCUGAGCUAACCAAACAGAAACCAGGACGCAACUCCACCAUCAGUCGAUCGUUCAAGAGUGGUCACGUGGCCGUGCAGGAUGUGGCACAGGCUGGACUACUGCCCAAGGGCUACAAGCCACCCAAGACAACGACUACAACGAGCACUACCGAAAAGCCGGAGGAGAGCAGUCCAAAUACUUCCUCGGGACUCGAGAGUCUCUUCAGCGAAAUCCAUUUCGACGACAAGUUGGCCUCCCUGCUGCCCAAGGACUACAAAUUGAACAGUGCUCCCAAGCAGCAAGUAAACACCACCACCACUGCCACUCCGUCAACCACGCAAAGGAAUCUGCCAGUUGCCGUGCCCUUCGAUGAUCUGAGCACCUUCCAGCUGCCUCCGGGAUAUAAGGCUCCCGAGCCCAAAGACGAACCCAAGCUGCCACCAGGUGUGACUCCCAUUAAAAUCGAUUCGUUGAAGGACCUGCUACCUCCAGGAUUUAAGCUGAAUGUAACGGAGAGCGAUGCUAGUGACGAGAUUCCCGCUUCCCUGUUGCCACCUGGCUACAAAGCCAAGAAGCAGCAUCCCGCCUCAACCACCACCACCUCUACGACCACGAGUAAACCCACUGUGGUGGCUUCCAGCACCACUGAAGCAGCUGUAACGGAAGCGGCAGGAGGAAGUGGCUUCAAGGUCGUGUUCCCCAAGGGAAACCACAAAAGGUUGGGUGCGCACCGCCUGACAACACCUCAUCCCUCCGGCGACGAAGGAACUACUGCGUCCUCGAGCUCAAACCUGCAAGUGAUGAUCAAAAAGGGCCCACCGACCAGGGCCACCACCGAGUUCACCGGCUGGCCAACUCCGCCGACGACUCCGCUGUCCAUCGACAAGCUGAACGCACAGACCAUCAACUUUGAGGAUUUGUUGGCCGCCAGUGGAACGAGUAGUACGACGAGCACUACCACAACUACGACAACUACAACCACAACGACCACUCCACGCCCCACAAAACCGGGUCACUGUACCGCCGACUGCGACUUGGCUGCCACCAUUAAGAUCAUCGAUGGUGUGGCAUGGAAACCAGAGCUACUCGAUCACAACACCGUGGAGUGGAAGAAUCUGGCCCACGAGCUGGAGGCACAGCUCAACGAAGUUUAUUCCGAAGCUCCUCAGCUGAACAAGUGGUACAAAAAGGUGCGUAUAGAUAGCUUCAGCAAGGGCAGCGUCCUAGUCGACUACUACGUGGAGCUGGCCAACAUAACCGAGGAUGUGGAUACCCUGGAAAUCCGCCAAUUGUUCCACGAUGCUCUGACUAAGCCAUCUACCCCCGUGCUGCCGGAUAAGGAUGCCCAGGAGAAUGAGACGGAUAGCGUCUCGGGACCGCAGGAGGAGCAGCUAGUGACCGCCAGCUAUCAGAUGGGCAAAUACAUAAUUGAUCCCGUGGCCACAGAUUUCAGUGUCAUAGCCAAGAAUGCUCACACCAAUGUGGAGUUCGCAGAGGAGGAUCUGCUCAUUCCCCAGUGGGCCAUUGUCGUCAUAGUGAUUGGAGUAGGUUCCCUGGUGUUUGUCGUCAUCUUUGGUGUCACCGUGUUGCUCAAUCGCCAGAAGAGGGCCAAGAAGACCCCCAUUCCUCUGACCAAUGAUAUGCUAAACGAGCUAAAGGUUAACCACAUGGGUGGUGCUGACAACUAUGGCGUGGAUGAUUUCUACAACAUCGACGAUCCUUGGAACGAUACCAAGCAACCUAUUAAGCCCAAGCGCUUUACCAACUCAAUGCACGGUAGCAACAGUUCCAACAUCUACGACAGUUGGCGAUCCACCAGGCAUGCGCACACCAGCGGAGAUUACUUUUACGACCAGCAGCCAACCUAUUCCCAGAAAGGAGACUCGCUGAAGAGGCCGCAGCUCCACCAUGGUAACCACAGCAGUCACAGAGAGUACCCCGCCCACCACCACCAGGCGUCGCAGCAGCACCAGCAGGCGUACGGUCACCAGUAUCCGGAUGCCUUCGCCGAUGCCCAUCAGAUGUACAGCUACAACAACCACGCGAGUCGGACGCGCUAUUCCCGCGACUAUGAUCCCGAUUUUUGAGCGGGCUCUCUUGACUUGACUGGACGGGAUUGGAGUGGAGUGAAGUGGAGUGGAGCACCCAUCCAUCCGUCCGUGUACUAGCUUUAGUAACUUGCGAACGAUUUUGAGUUGUAACUAAAUAGCGUAAAGAAUCGUAGUUGUAAUGCUGCUAUAAUUUAUCGUACUGCCUGCUGGCUUGGCUCUAAAAGUCGUUCACUUUUCAGUACCCACAGCCGGCCGUAGCUAAACUAAGUUAAGCUAUAUACUUUUGAAUACUUAAUGGAGCUGCUAUAUCUGGAUGCCUUACACUUCCGCUUAACUUACGUAUGAAGGAAAUGUUUCUUAAUAGAACGUUGGGGGCUUGCCCCGGAAAAUAAAUAGUCAUGCACUCUUAGUUAAUCCUAGGUCAUAUGUAAAACUAGAUACACUAAAAUAUAUACUUUGUAUUAUUUAAAGUACU
Molecule: messenger RNA, 5408 nt
Organism: Drosophila teissieri
Lineage: Eukaryota; Metazoa; Arthropoda; Insecta; Diptera; Drosophilidae
Product: mucin-5AC
Exons: 9
Coding region: 383-4969 (1528 amino acids)
Source: RefSeq, a predicted model, not a curated record